Polypterus senegalus (gray bichir) is the source of this 5753-nucleotide messenger RNA. RefSeq lists its product as uncharacterized. The record is from RefSeq and is a predicted model, not a curated record. The transcript is spliced from 12 exons. NCBI's taxonomy places the organism in Eukaryota, Metazoa, Chordata, Cladistia, Polypteriformes, Polypteridae. The coding region runs from base 444 to 3638 and encodes 1064 amino acids.
ACCACGGCAGGGGAGUUCAGCUCGCGUUUGACGUCAGAAGUCCCGUCUUGUCCGUGAAGUGCAGGAGCCAAACUGGCAGUCGCUUCGCAUUACGGGCGCGGCGUGUCAAUCCAGCGAGUCACCGACACACACACUAUGGGCGACAUGAUCUGCAAAAAAAGGGAAUGAACAUUAAAAUUAUACACUGAACAUGCAAUCUUUCUUUCGCAAUUUCAUUUUUCGUUUACAUUUUAUAAUUUAAAAUUUCAUUCCCUUUUUUGCAGAAAAUGAGAGUCAAACGCCGUGAGCUGCCACUCGGGAGGUGUGACACGCUGCUAUUUAUUUAGUUUAUUUGACUUUUCCUGUGAAACAUCCAACAAAACCAGACCAGCUCACCCUGCGCCUCCAGUUUUCUGUUACACCGAAAGUGAAAGUGAAGAGUCGGUUCGUAGUCUCAGCUCGACAUGCGUCUCCUGCCGCUCCUGCUGUUUCUUCUGCUUGGGACUUCAGGGUCACAGGCAGGAGUCACCGUGUUGACCUCACAGAGAGAAAUCGUCGCUCUACGGGACUCUGAUGUCAUACUUCCUUGUAGCUUUUCUGUCUCACCGGGCACAAUGGACCUCAAACUGCUGACCGUUUCCUGGUCUCACUAUGGCUUCGUGAUUGCCAAGUUUGAGAAAGGAGAGGUGACGGCGAGAGAAGAGGCCACUCUGUCUGAACAAAACAUCAGACAAGGAAAUGCCUCCCUGCUCCUGACAUCCAUCGUGAAGCGAGACGAGGGGCAGUACGAGUGUGAGGUCAAACAUGCAAAGCAAGAAGGAGCGGCCAGCAUGGCUCUGAUCAUCCAAUUGCCUCCUGAAGUCCUCCUACUGCCAGAGUCGGUUCAUCUGCUAACUGAGCAACAUCUGACCUGCUCUGCCAAGAACUUCUAUCCCAAAAAAAUCAGUUUCUUGUGGACGAGGAGCGGAGAGGCCGUUACACCUUUUAAUACCACAGAGUCACAGCGGAACCCCGAUGGCACAUACAACUCAUUGAGUGUUUACCGCUUUACACCCGUCAGCCGGGACCACCUGACCUGUGAGGUGCAGCAUGAGGGUCUGAAGGAGCCGCUGAGGAGAUCAGUCACGUAUGAGGGACUGACUGGCAUAGAGGUGGCACUCAUCGUGAUCGCAGUCAUCAUCUUCCUCCUCCUCCUCCUCCUCCUCUUCUGGUUCUUCUCAGUGUCCCUGUCACCUCUCGUCCCCCUCAAGUUGGUCCAGGGUGACCUCGGGUCAGUGAAGUGCACCCUCACAGGCUGGAGACUUGGACUGGUCACUCAGCACUGGUUUAUCAAUGACCAGGAGGUCAUACUGGACAAUCAGCAGAGAGACUGUGAGGAUGUCGCCUCAGUGCCCCUAAAUAGCCCCUCUGGUUACCAUCUGAAGACAGACCCCCCUAAGGAAGGCUUCUUUAGGACAGAGACCCCCGUGACCCUGCAGUUUACACCGACCCUAGCUGACCACAAGGGGGCAGUGUGCAGGUGUCAUGUCCGUCAUCGGCUCACCUGGAGGAGCGUGGAGCGCACUGUCACAUUACGGCCGAUAUUCAUUCGUCCACAACUCUCAGACAUCGAGAACGUCUCUCAGGACUCGGACACCGACGUGAAGCUGCAGGUCAGAGCUGAUGAGUUUCACCCCAAAGACAUCAACUUCACGUGGUCAGUGGGAGGCAGAGAAGUCACCUCAGAGUCAGCAGACAUCACAGAUAACAACAAUGGGACCUCCAGUGCAGUGAGUGUCUGCUCUGUCCCACUGUCUGAGGUCCAGGAGCCUGGGUUCAAGGCCUCAGUGGUCAUUGAGCACGAAUCUGUGGGAAAAGUGGAGAAGACGGUCACCGGUGACACCCCAGGUAUCGAUGGGCGCCCCCUGCUGUCCGACAUUGAAAUGCUCAGGUUCACUAAGGUAGGUGAGCCCUGCACCCUCAGCUGCACCAUCUCCAGGUUUUUCCCCAAAGCUCUCACAGUGACGUGGCUGAGGGUCCGAGCAGAGGGUGGACAUCAGCCUGUCACUGCAGGGUCCCCUGAGUGGAAAGCCACAGUGACCACCAGCCACCCAGAGAGGAGGAACAACACGUAUGAGGUGACCUCUGAGGUGCAGUUCACUCCUAACAGUCUCACUGAAGUGGAGGAGAUGACGUACAUCUGUAGGGUGGGACACGGGACCCUCAUGGGGAUCACCAAAGAGAAGACGUCCGGCAAACUGGAGUUAACAGCUGAUAGCAGGCGUCCUCGACUCUCUGAUGUGCAGAUUCACUUCACUGAGUUUCGUCAGCCCUGCACCCUGACCUGCAACGUCUCGGACUUUUACCCCAAAGACAUCAACGUGACCUGGAUGAGGAGACACAAGGGAACACAGGAGACUGUGAAGGCAGAGACACGGGAGUGGGGGGCCGCAGUGAGUCAGUGUGGGCCUGUAUUGACCGGUAACAAAUACUCACUGGUGUCUCAGGCCCGAUUCACCCCUCAAACCCUGAGUGACCUGGAGGACAUGGAGUUCAUCUGCAGAGUGGAUCACGAGGCUCUGAUGGGGAAACCCACUGAGAAGAUCUGCUCAGAGAUUCCUGGUCUGCACAAUCGACCCGUCAUGUCAGACAUUCAGGUGACUGAGUUUAAAGGACUCGGCCAGGACUGCACCCUGAGCUGCUCCAUCCAGGACUUCUACCCUAAAGACAUCAGAGUGACCUGGCACUGCCACAGGGCAGGAAAGAUGGGACCAGACAUCAGGACUUUACAGUGUGACCCUCAGGCAGGAGAACGAAGCUACCAGCUGGAGUCUAAGGCCAUCUUCACCCCUAGAACUCUGAGUGACCUGGAGGAUGUGAAGUACAUCUGUAGGGUGAAGCACAAGACUCUGAGAGAGGACACCAUGGAGAGGAGCAGUGAGAAGCUGAACAUACCUGCUCUACGGCGCCCCCCGACUGUGUCAGACAUUCAGGUGACUGAGUAUAAAGGCCUUGGUGAGCCCUGCACCCUCAGCUGCUCCAUCCAGAACUUCUACCCCAAGGACAUCAAGGUGACUUGGCUACAUGUCAGUGGGGAAGGACAGAAAGAAAUCGGAGCCCACCCGGUGACCCCAGUGAGAGGGGACAGGGACUACAGAGUGGAGGCUGUGGCUGAAUUCACCCCGCAGACUCUGAGUGACCUGCUGGACUCGGACUGUGUGUGUGUCGUGCAUCACGAGGCCUCAGAUAAACCUGUGGAGAGAAGUCUUGGCAAAGGGUUUUUAAAAGGUGUUACUUGUGAGCCCACCGUCUCAGAUGUGCAGGUCCACUUCACUAAAUGUGGUCAGCGCUGUACCCUCACCUGCGUCAUCUCAGACUUUUACCCCAAAGAGAUCAAAGUCACCUGGAUGAGGAGACAGAAGGGAAGACAAAGGACAGUUGAGGCUGGGAAGGGGGACUGGAAACCCACCAUAAGUCAGUAUGGGCCGUCAGUGACAGAUACUGGGUACUUACUGGUGUGUCAGGCUGAAUUCACCCCUCAGACCCUCAGUGACGUGGAGGACAUGGAGUUCAUCUGCAGAGUGGAGCACAAGACUACGAUGAAGACGCCUGUUGAGAAGAGCUGCUCUGUCAUUGCAGGUGUCUGUCUGUCCGGUCAAAAGAAAACAGAAAGUAAAUAAAAUAACAUCAAACUGUGUGAUUCAGGUAAACCAGCAGGACGUCACUGACCUAUCUGGCCUUUCUUGGUGUAUCCAGUGGUCAGCUUGCUGCUCCACUGCCGUGUACUUCUAGGUCAGCUCAUCCUGACACAAUGUCCGCCUCAGUUUACUCACUAAGGUCCAGUUCUCUUUAUCGCCUCUCCUUGUUAUUUAGCAAUCACAGUGGAGCACCCUGAGUAAACCCUGUGAUGAAACUCUCAGUGUUUGAAGAAGCCACAUCGACCCACCCAGACGUGCCCACCCACAGUCAGCUAAGAGGAGGAAAUGAGCCAAAGUAACCAGAAAGCUGGUGGUCCUUGGGCUGCCCCUCCACCUCUGCAGGCCUCAUCAAGUCACUUUGAGGACUCCUGAGUGGGCUGUCCAAGGUGGGGGGUCCUGUACACAUUUCUAUAACCCACCUGACUGUCAAGUGGGAGAGAAGCAGCUGCAGUCGGUCAUUCUGGUGGCCACAGUGUCACUUGUUCAUCUGUAUGAGAGCUUCAGGGCUUGUGCUUUGGGUCUGGUUGGUGGUCUCCAUUCUGGUUGGUGGUCUCCAUUGCUGCUCUCCUAGUCCCCACAUCUCUUCCCAGGUUGCACUGCUGUCACUUUGCUCUGCUGGUUACGACACUUCAUUCCUGUGACUGUCACACGGUGAGGACGUUUACUUCUUGUGACUCUAAAGGCUCAGAUGUUUCAUUGUUGGUGGUUGAGUUUCUGUGGCUGUCGCUGCUCGUCUCACGUCUGCCUCUUAUUUCACAGAUUUUACUUUAUUUGUGUUCAUAGUUCACUCUGAGUGUUUGUAGGCCUCUCCACGCAGCACGUCGUCCUCGUUGUCGUCUUCUUUUUAUUUCAUUUUCAGACUUCAAGUCAUCAGUUUGUUCUUCUUUGGUCACCUGAAGCCUAAUAAAGUGAUGGCCUGCAGAGCCAGGACUCCAUGUCUUCUGUCUUCUUCUCCUCCACUUCUGUUCCUUCGACUCCACAGCAGACGUCAGAGCGCAGUGUUCAAGUGUGUGGCCUGAGCUCCACUUCUGUGUCCUCCAUUGAUAAACGACCAGGCCUCAGUGGACAAUUCAGAGCAGACCACUCACUGCAGGGGGACACAGAUGUAGACGUAGGUCUGAUGAAAAAAUGGACUCUUGGAGCGAGACCCUCGACACCCCUGCUGCCAUGUUAAACACUAAAGUCAGGGUGUCGUCUUCAGGAGCUUCACUGUCCUUUUAGGGCUCACUGAGGGGUCUCACUUUAGGACUGGACUGAGGGGACCUGACUGCAGACCACCUGACGUGUAGACAUCACUGACACCGUGUCUGCCUUACCUGUCAUGGCGUCUUCUGGUUUAGAGCAGCACUGCCACCUGCUGGUGGAAAUUAAAAACAGCACCAGCACUGCAGUUGGAUUGAGUGCCCACCACAUCAGAGUCUGAGGGGGGACGGAGCUGUGGAGGUGGAGGAGGACAAACCUGCUGAUGAAGAGCCUGGGGGUCUGUGUGCCCACUUAGUGCAGACGGAGAUGAAUUCACUUGUAAUUUGGACCAAAUGUAAUGGAGAAGGUGAGCGAGUUUGACAAGUUUGACACCUGAGUGACAAGUUCACUUGUCAGCAGUAAAUCUAAAUGGGUCUUUAAACUCAAAGUCUACCUUGUAGAAGGUCCACUAGUUGUGUGUGCUGUGGAUUGGCGGUCAGUGAACCAACCACUGAAUUAAAGCACCUGAGGCACUCAUGGUGACACAUGCUGGCAGGUGACAUGUUGGGACGGCUGACUGGCUGUAAUCGGGGGUCUCGUUGGUCUCCUUCUCAACUCCACGUGUGUUUCUUAACAUCAUUUUAGGCUCUCGGUGAUCUUUCUGUAUCUAACAAUUCAAAUCGGCCCCUGAAGCCCCUUUAUCUGCCUCGCCAGUCAGUGCUCUGUGUGUUUAUCGUCGGGGGUCCUGAGGUGACUCUCCCACUGUGGCCCCCAUAAGUUGACACUCAGGCCUUUUCUGGAAUCCUAAUCUCUCGACCAGAAAUCCUUUACAUGAAAUACUGAACUUCAUAAAAAGCAGUGCUUACAAAAAAAGAAACGGUUGCUAUUUAAAAUAAAGAAGUCACAUUUGUUUUA